UACCUAUCCAUGAUCUUCCAUUAAUGAAGCAAAAAAGGUCAAGAGUAACACUCUGUUUAGGUGUAACCGCUUUAUGAUGGUCACUUGAAUCCUCCCUGCCUAUCUUAAAUUAACAAGCCUUCCAAACGACGCAAAUAAAAAAAAACUGAGCAACAAAACGAGCCGUUGCUUUCAAACUCUUUUUCUUCAACAAAACCUUCCUCUUAUUAAAGAUCUAAUACAAACGUUAUGACUCUCGUCAAACCAAAUGGUUUUCAGGAAGUUGGUGUCCUUCGUCUAUAAUCUUAUUGGUCCAAGAGCGCAGCUGCUGAGAUCCAAGGAAGCUCCAUCAUCUUCUUGCCAUGUGAUCAGAUGGGAUGGAAUGCAGCAGGAGGACGAGGAAGGUCCAUCCAUGGCUCCACAACCACAAGGGUCCUGCAGCUUAGGUGAGUUUCUUGAUCAAGUUGAACUUUGCUGUGUGUGCUUGUCCAGAUUAAAGAAGGGGCAGGAUAUACGUGUUCUUCCUUGCCUGCAUGAGUUUCACAGGGUCUGCGUCGACAGGUGGUUCAAUGCAUGCCGGAAAACCUGCCCAGUGUGCCGGUUUUCCAUCGGAGGAGACGACAAUUGUCGUAAACAGGAAGUGCUCACUGAUGAGAUGGUGAUCUGGUUUUCUUCUUUUCAUGCAGCUGGUUUCUAACCUUUAAAUUCUAAUCAAUCUUGCAAAAGAAACAUAUACAAUUUCUUUUUCUUUUUAAAGUAUAAUGUAUAAGACCGAGAUGUUCCACCAAUCAAUCAUCAUAUGCUUCCGAUGAAACAUUCUUGCCUGGACACCCAAAGCAUUUAUCUAGACAAGUGAACUCUAUUAAAACUCUCUCGCGUGUCUGGGGUAUGCAGGGAUUAGGCAAAAUGCAAUUCUUUGCUAGAAUUGCAGCUGAUUUUGAUCCCUAUAUCAUGUAAUAUAUGCAACUUUUUUGUAUUUUUCGAUAGGGGUGAUAUGCAUCUACACAACAUGCUUGUAGAGAGUUUACAAUCGGAGGUCGUCCCACCUACUUUUUAUUGGAU
Molecule: messenger RNA, 1041 nt
Organism: Corylus avellana
Lineage: Eukaryota; Viridiplantae; Streptophyta; Magnoliopsida; Fagales; Betulaceae
Product: RING/U-box superfamily protein
Biological process (GO): ubiquitin-dependent protein catabolic process; protein ubiquitination
Cellular component (GO): plant-type vacuole
Molecular function (GO): ubiquitin protein ligase activity
Source: RefSeq, a predicted model, not a curated record